Dalotia coriaria is the source of this 3161-nucleotide messenger RNA. RefSeq names its product xylosyl- and glucuronyltransferase LARGE2s-like. Gene Ontology annotation, cellular component: Golgi apparatus. Lineage: Eukaryota; Metazoa; Arthropoda; Insecta; Coleoptera; Staphylinidae. The coding region runs from base 384 to 2303 and encodes 639 amino acids. Gene Ontology annotation, biological process: protein O-linked glycosylation via mannose. The record is from RefSeq and is a predicted model, not a curated record. The transcript is spliced from 8 exons. Gene Ontology annotation, molecular function: glucuronosyltransferase activity; xylosyltransferase activity.
UGACGUUUCUUUCAGUCUGUGUACAGUUGGUUGAGUUAGUAUAUAAAGUGAAACGAGUAAUUUCCUUAUCAAUACAACAAACGUUAAUAACUUGAUAAAUAGCAAUGAAUACCACAACUACUCGUUCUCAUACAAUGAACGACGUUUGUCAUUGACCCAGAGGCUAAAUGCUCGGUAUGUAACGCAGAAGAGCACACAACAGCGUCAAAAUUCGUACCAAGAGACAAAAUGUGUUAUCAAAUGUGCUGGCUCGACGUGGGCUGAUAUGUACCAUAAUCUUAAUUUUAAGUCUUCUUAUAUUUAUUAAUUAUCUUAUAGAGUUUUGUGCAGUUACCAAAAUAAAUUAUAACUACAAUAGCUUAAAGAAGAAAGACAAUACCAAAAUGGUAAACUUUUAUGGUGAGCUGAAGAAAGGUUUUACUGGUGAUAAUAAUGUAACUACAAUUCCUACCAGUCAAAACACAUGGGAAAAAUGUGAAGUGAUACACUUAGGAUUUGUGUGCUCGGGUUUUAAGUCAAAUUUGUAUCUGCAUACAAUGUUAAAAAGUCUUUUAUUUCAUCGACAUAACCCAUUGCAUCUGCAUAUUGUGGUUAAUAAAUUUUCUGAGAAUGUACUCAGGACAUUAUUUGAUACUUGGAGAAUUCCAAAAUUGAAUGUUAGUUACUAUGAAAUGAAUCCACUUCUCCCUGAUGUUCGAUGGGUACCAAAUAGUCAUUAUUCUGGCCUUUAUGGCCUUUUAAAGUUAACUUUUGAUAAGUUCAUUCCAAAGGAAGUGGAUAAAAUUAUUGUUUUGGAUACAGAUCUUACAUUUAUUAGUGAUAUCAAUGACUUAUGGCAAUUGUUUAGUGAGUUUGGCUAUAAUCAGGCAAUUGGAUUGGUUGAAAAUGAGAGUGACUUUUAUUUGUCUAGCAAACGAACAGUUUGGCCAGCGAUAGGCAAAGGGUUUAACACUGGAGUGAUACUCUAUCGCUUAGAUAAGUUGCGUUUGAUCGCCUGGGAUAAACUAUGGAAUCGCGUGGCAAAGAAAGCAGCGAUGCUCUACGGCGCAACAUCAUUGGGCGAUCAAGACAUAAUGAACACCGUAUUGAAACAGUAUCCGAAUUUGUUGCAUGAAGUGCCUUGUUACUGGAACACACAGUUAAGUGAUCACACAACUAGUCAUCAAUGUUAUAGCAGUAAUCAAAUUAAGAUUAUCCAUUGGAAUUCUCCAAAAAAGAUCAAAGUUAUCAACAAGGACGGGGUCUAUUUUCGUAGUCUGUAUACGACGUUUUUGGAAAUGGAUGGAUACUUAGUUACCACAAGUCUGUAUGAUUGUGCCAAUGAUUCGACGCCAGCUGAGACCCCAACAGACGUUUGUUUUCAGUUUAAACAGGCAAAAGGCAAUAAGUGGCGCACGCUCCUAUUUUUCCGAAACUUUGAAUACAUUCCAGUUAGUAAUGAUGUUACAUUCGUGGCUCAACUUUCCUAUGAUAGACUACAAAUGGUCGAACAACUAUCAAAGCAAUGGGAGGGCCCAAUUUCUUUGACAUUGUAUGUGACUGAUCCCGAAUUUCAGCAAGCACUUCAUUAUAUUGACAAUUCUGAAGUGCUACAAGAAAGAACAAAUAUUGCAUACCAUGCAGUAUUCAAAAAAGGGGAUUAUCAUCCUAUAAAUUUACUUCGUAAUGUAGGUUUGAAAAACGUAAACACACCUUACGUGUUUCUGGCGGACAUAGAUUUUCUUCCAAUGUUUGGACUACACCAGACUCUUCGAAAUGCUAUUGCAUCUUUAAAAGUUAUGAAUAAAAAGGCUUUAAUUGUCCCAGCAUUUGAAUCUCAGCGAUAUCGAAGUCGUUUUCCGAAGAAUAAACAUGAACUUUUACAAAUGUUGGAAAACAAAGCUAUAUUCACCUUCAGGUACGAUGUGUGGGCUUCCGGUCAUGCGCCAACGAAUUAUUCAAGAUGGAAAACAGCUCAAUCUCCGUACACUAUCAAAUGGGAACCAGAUUUUGAGCCAUAUAUAGUAGUGAAGAAAAAUGUUGUCGAAUAUGAUGCAAGUUUCAUAGGAUUUGGUUGGAAUAAGGUGUCGCACAUCAUGGAAUUGGAGUGCCAAAACUAUGAGUUCAUUGUACUACACAAUGCAUUUAUUGUACACAAACCUCAUUCGCCCAGUUACGAUAUAAUCAAGUUUCGCAAAGAUCCCAUCUAUCGAAUGUGUUUGCAAAAUUUGAAAGAGGAGUUCGUUGAAGGACUCCAAACAAAAUACGGGCGAAUGUUUGAGAAGUCCAACAGACAUGAAUUCGAGCCACCAAGUGAGGAGUAAUCGUAGUAUUAUUGUAUAAAUAAAUUAUCAAGAAAGAGCAGCCAAAUAUUAUGAAUAGUGAUAUACAACAAUGUAGAUAUUGAAAACCGUUCCUGUUAUCUUGAGAAAACAAAAAUAUAUUAUAUUUAAAAAAUAUUACAAAAUUUAUUUAAGUCUACCUUAGGAAACGUUUCUUUGCUUUGUUAAUCUAAGAUUAAGUAAAGUUAAACUUGUCUUUUAAUUUAUAUCAACUCCCUCAUGUGUACGUAAUUUUUGUAAGCAUAUACAAGUCCACCUAAGCCUUUCACAGAAUAAAUGAGUUUAAAGUUGUUUACAAGUGUAGAUAAUCGUCACACUGUUAUCCAGCAACGACGAGUAAGCGCUAGAAAACAAGUGAUAACUUUCGUAAAAAUAUCGCUUAAUAUAUAAAUCGACAAUCAAGCCACGGACGUAACAAAUAAACCAUUAAUUGUGCGCAUAUGUGUACUAAUAAGCAAGUAAAUAAGAAGUAAACCCGAUAAAAUUACGAUAAGUAAUUAUGACAUUAAACGUUCAUCAAUAGGAUAUUAUUUUGCACCACAUAAUUUGGUGUCGUCAUGAUGCCAUCAGUUUGUUACCAAUUGGAUCGGGUUGUUCUUAUCGGGAGAUACUGUUAGCAUCUUAUGAUUUGAACGCGGAGUAAAUGAAAUACGCCUUGUUGCUGACUUGCUAAUCAGUCGCUCCGAGCACAUCACAUCGACACCAGCAUCCUUUUAAGUGCCAGCCAAAGAGGAAAAAUGAGUGACGACGUAAUUCGUACAAAGAGUUUGGGCACCUCAUCGGAGGGUGUACGCGACCAGUACGCCGAUGGGAAGGCUGCUAAAGUUUGGGAACUAUUCA